AUGGCCUCUCCCGGCUCUGGCUUUUGGUCCUUCGGAUCUGAAGAUGGCUCCGGGGAUCCUGAGAACCCGGGUACAGCGAGAGCUUGGUGCCAGGUAGCUCAAAAGUUCACCGGCGGCAUCGGAAACAAGCUGUGCGCUCUGCUCUAUGGAGACUCUGAGAAGCCAGCGGAGAACGGCGGGAGCGUGGCCCCGCGGGCCGCCACCCGGAAGGUCGCCUGCACCUGCGACCAAAAACCCUGCAGCUGCCCCAAAGCGGAUGUCAACUACGCGUUUCUGCACGCAACAGACCUGCUGCCAGCAUGUGAUGGAGAGAGGCCCACUCUGGCAUUCCUGCAAGAUGUUAUGAACAUUUUGCUUCAGUAUGUGGUGAAAAGUUUUGAUAGAUCAACUAAAGUGAUUGAUUUCCACUACCCCAACGAGCUUCUUCAAGAGUAUAAUUGGGAAUUAGCAGACCAACCACAAAAUUUGGAGGAAAUUUUGACGCAUUGCCAAACAACUCUAAAAUAUGCAAUUAAAACAGGGCAUCCCCGAUAUUUUAAUCAGCUGUCUACUGGAUUGGAUAUGGUUGGGUUAGCAGCAGACUGGCUGACAUCAACAGCAAACACUAACAUGUUCACCUAUGAGAUUGCUCCUGUAUUUGUGCUGUUAGAAUACGUCACACUAAAGAAAAUGAGAGAGAUCAUUGGAUGGCCAGGGGGCUCUGGAGAUGGAAUAUUUUCUCCUGGUGGCGCCAUCUCCAACAUGUAUGCCAUGCUUAUUGCCCGCUAUAAGAUGUUUCCGGAAGUCAAGGAGAAAGGAAUGGCUGCAGUGCCCAGGCUCAUCGCCUUCACAUCAGAGCAUAGUCACUUCUCUCUCAAGAAGGGAGCUGCAGCCUUAGGAAUCGGGACAGACAGCGUGAUUCUGAUUAAAUGUGAUGAGAGAGGGAAAAUGAUCCCAUCUGAUCUUGAAAGAAGAAUCCUUGAAGUCAAACAGAAAGGAUUUGUUCCUUUCCUUGUGAGCGCCACAGCUGGAACCACUGUGUAUGGGGCUUUUGAUCCCCUCUUGGCCGUUGCUGACAUUUGCAAAAAGUAUAAGAUCUGGAUGCACGUGGAUGCAGCUUGGGGUGGAGGAUUACUGAUGUCCCGGAAACACAAGUGGAAACUGAGCGGGGUGGAGAGGGCCAACUCUGUGACAUGGAAUCCACACAAGAUGAUGGGUGUCCCUUUGCAGUGCUCAGCUCUCCUGGUUAGAGAAGAGGGACUGAUGCAGAGCUGCAACCAGAUGCAUGCUUCCUACCUCUUUCAGCAAGAUAAGCACUAUGACCUGUCCUAUGACACCGGAGAUAAGGCCUUGCAGUGUGGACGCCAUGUGGAUGUCUUUAAAUUAUGGCUCAUGUGGAGAGCAAAGGGGACUACUGGGUUUGAAGCACAUAUUGAUAAGUGUUUGGAGCUGGCAGAGUAUUUAUACAAUAUCAUAAAAAACCGGGAAGGCUAUGAAAUGGUGUUUGAUGGGAAGCCUCAGCACACAAAUGUGUGUUUCUGGUUCGUGCCUCCCAGUCUGCGUGUUCUGGAAGACAAUGAAGAGAGAAUGAGCCGCCUCUCCAAGGUGGCGCCAGUGAUUAAAGCCAGAAUGAUGGAGUACGGGACCACAAUGGUCAGCUACCAACCCCUGGGAGACAAGGUCAACUUCUUCCGCAUGGUCAUCUCAAACCCUGCAGCAACUCACCAAGACAUUGACUUCCUCAUCGAAGAAAUAGAACGCCUGGGACAGGAUUUGUAAUCACCUCACUCAUCAAACUGUUGGAAUUCUCUAGGUAGACAGUUAAGUUGUCACAAACCGUGUAAAUGUAUUUGUAGUUGUUCCGAAGUAAAACUAUUUCUAUAUUGUGGUGUCACAGUAGAGUACAGUUUAAAAAAUCAAAACAAACAAACAAACAAAAAGAGAAACAUCACUCCUUUUAAAAGUCCUUUCUUAAGUUUAGAAUACUUCUGUAAUAAUUAGUGACAACAGGCUAUGUUCUAAUCAGUAAGAGAAAGCAUAAAGUUGAUAUAAAUACUUCCCUUUAAAUAUAGUAUGCCAAUACACCUUUAUUUUCACUUCAGAGCAGUAGUACUGAAUAGUGCCAAAUCACCCUUGAAUCAUAAAAGGUUCUCUGGGGUGCCGUGAAAAGGACAAAGUAAAUAGAAAAAUGUACGCUGACAAUAAAAACUCUUGCCU
Messenger RNA from Peromyscus eremicus (cactus mouse), 2196 nucleotides. It is a transcript of the gene Gad2, whose product is annotated as glutamate decarboxylase 2. Gene Ontology annotation, biological process: GABA shunt. The record is from RefSeq and is a predicted model, not a curated record. The coding region runs from base 1 to 1758 and encodes 585 amino acids. Gene Ontology annotation, molecular function: pyridoxal phosphate binding; glutamate decarboxylase activity. Gene Ontology annotation, cellular component: cytoplasm. The transcript is spliced from 16 exons. Lineage: Eukaryota; Metazoa; Chordata; Mammalia; Rodentia; Cricetidae.